Molecule: messenger RNA, 1681 nt
Organism: Liolophura sinensis
Lineage: Eukaryota; Metazoa; Mollusca; Polyplacophora; Chitonida; Chitonidae
Product: protein FAM32A-like
Exons: 6
Coding region: 481-846 (121 amino acids)
Biological process (GO): tRNA 5'-leader removal
Cellular component (GO): multimeric ribonuclease P complex; nucleolus
Molecular function (GO): ribonuclease P RNA binding
Source: RefSeq, a predicted model, not a curated record
GUGAUACUGGCGCCGCCUAUAAAACUACAACCGUGGAGUUUUGUAGAAUAAGUCAGAAGAAGUAAUGUUCAUGUAGGUUUGCUAAUAAUCUUGGUGAUGUACAAGAGGGUGGUCAUCAAUAAGCCAGAUUUCACCUAUCUGAAAACCAAAUUAGAUUUUGAAGAAAAUACUGAAAACUUCACAAUUGAUGCCAUCCUUUUCAAGUAUGUGGUAAAACAAGCAGUUGGAUUUGUCUUUGGAGAGGUUGGUGGUAGUCUAAAUGUUGAUGUUUUGAAAUACUCAAUCAAGGAAAGAGAAGCAAUUUUAAGGGUCCGUACAAGUGCCGCUGUGCAGUUGCAGAGUGCAUUGAGCCUAUACAGUUCAUACAAGGGAAAGUUGUGUGCAUUCCACACUUUACAGGUCUCUCCACAUUUGAUUUCUUUGGCUGUUAACAGUCGACAUAUUGACGUGUAGUGUGAGAUUGACUUGUGGGUUAAGGAAAUGUCAGACCCGUACGGUAGUGUGGCCUCAGGAUCCCUGAAGCUUAAGGGAGUGUCUGAUCACAAAAUAAAGAAAAAGAAGAAGAGGAAGGACAAAGAGCUAAAACAAAUGGUAGAGAACACUGUCAAGGAGGAUGGAGACAGCCUACAGGAGGGUUGUUCUUCACAAGUUGUAGUGAAAAAGGGGUAUGUCGACAAGCGAACGAAAGCAGAGCUAGCUUUUGAGAGGGUUAAGCAAAAGCGCCAGGAAGAGGAGAUCCUUGAAAAAGCAAGCAAGACUCACAAGGAAAGAAUCAUGGAUUUUAAUCGACAUUUAGAUAACCUAACAGAACAUUUUGACAUUCCCAAGGUCAGCUGGACGAAAUGAUCAAUCAUUAUUGAUUCUCAGUCUGGGGUGAACUGGAAAACAUUUACUUCCAUUAUAAAGUGUUCAUGAAGAGAAUAUCUCAUCAUUUGCCUGAAGAAUAUUCUCUUUUAUAAUGAAUCAUAGGCUACAUUCAUGAACAUGAUUUUUUGAACACCUUACUUCACUGAAGAUGAGAACAAGAGUUAGAUCUCCAUGCUUGAACAGAUUUGGUGGAGAAAAGUAUUUGCUGCUUAUGAAAGAUGCAUUAUUAUUGUAUUUUAAAUACCCUAUAUGAAUAAAUAUAUAAGACAGUCCUACUUGUUCGAUGAUGAUCGAUGUUCCAUUCAGAAUGUGUUAAUGUUUUGUUGUGGGAUGAAGACAGUCACCGGUAAAGGUGUUCCUUGAUGUGAAGGGAAGGGAUGUCUUCUCCCUCAGAUUUUACCCAAAUAAAAUAAGUAUGUACACUUCAAGUUCAAAUUGUUUUGAUGGUCUGCUUCGGUGUAAGGCACAGUCGUACUAUUCUUUGCAGUUAAAUGUAUAAGUACAAGUGAUAACAUGGUGACGCUUUAGGUUUUCUUGUGCGGAAUUUUACUCACUGUGAACCACGAUUUCUUGGUUCUUAUGCUAAAUCACAAAACUAAAAAGGCAUGCUUUUCAACCUUUAUCUGGGAUACUUUAUCGAUCCAUAUGUACGUGUGGUCUGGAGAUGUCUUGCAUUUUCUGGAGGGUAUCGCAAAAAGUAUUGCUUUAUUGAGCUCAGGUUGCGCAUACAUGCGAACAAUAACAUGAUAAGACUGUACGCAUUAUUUAUGCUAUGUGUGCAUAUUAAUCACGGUAAAUAAUAAAAAUCAUGACU